This is a messenger RNA of Penicillium soppii, 294 nucleotides long. Its product is annotated as SNARE domain- containing protein. The transcript has 3 exons. The coding region runs from base 1 to 294 and encodes 97 amino acids. NCBI's taxonomy places the organism in Eukaryota, Fungi, Ascomycota, Eurotiomycetes, Eurotiales, Aspergillaceae. Gene Ontology annotation, biological process: intra-Golgi vesicle-mediated transport. The record is from RefSeq and is a predicted model, not a curated record.
AUGAGUGACGCCUACGAACGUGAGCAGCAAAAUAAUGCGCUUCUCAAUUCUCUCUCCUCGAAAGUGUCGGCCCUCCGGUCUGUGACGAUUGAUAUCCACGAUAAUGCUCGAGACCAGGACACUCUCGACCACACGAACGACGUGUUCUCUUCUUUCUCCACGAACCUCAAAGGUAGUGCCAGUCGACUCACACGAAUGGCGAAACAAGGCGACACUACAGCGGUGUUGAAGAUUGCCGGAAUCUGUAUUGCCGCAGGUUUUGUCCUAUACAUCAUUCUCGGGUGGAUCUUCUGA